This is a messenger RNA of Puccinia triticina, 1149 nucleotides long. RefSeq lists its product as uncharacterized. Gene Ontology annotation, cellular component: plasma membrane. NCBI's taxonomy places the organism in Eukaryota, Fungi, Basidiomycota, Pucciniomycetes, Pucciniales, Pucciniaceae. Gene Ontology annotation, biological process: transmembrane transport. The record is from RefSeq and is a predicted model, not a curated record. Gene Ontology annotation, molecular function: water channel activity. The coding region runs from base 1 to 1149 and encodes 382 amino acids. The transcript has 6 exons.
AUGCUGCCAAUCUGGAAGGCAACGAUCUUUGAGGGUCUGGGAAGCAUGUGCUUUGUUUGGCUUGUUGGAGUAUCUUCAACGGCACUUGGUGUUGGAGACAGCAUAGGGACCGGGCUCACAUUGGGGAUUCUUUAUGCCUUGACAACCUCUCUUACGAUGUACACACUUGGCCCUCUCAGUGGGGGUCACAUCAAUCCUUUCAUCACACUCGUCACGAUGGCUUCAGGCACUCUACCUCUUGUGCGUGGUGCAGCUUACGUUGUUGCACACAUUAUUGGGUCCAUGGCCGGUGGUGCGCUUGUGGCAGCUGCGCUUGGACCCGGUGCGCGCAAUACCUCCAAUGGCGGCUGCAUCUUGAGGUCCGAAGAUAACUUCAACCUCAAACAAGCUUUUGCUUUGGAAUUCAUGGCCACCUUGAUGCUCCUGUUCCUUCUUCAUGGUACUGGUCUUGACCGUCAGCAAAUCAAAAGCCAUGGAAACCGCUUGGCCCCUCUUCUGUUUGGAUUAUCAGUUGGUCUCAUAGCCUUUGCCACCUCUGGCUUUGCAAAUACUCACGCUUACAUUGGCUCGCUCCGCAUUCCGGAUCGCGGCCAAAUGGGCAUACAUCACGGAACGAUCGUGAUCAGCGCGAAUCUCGACGGCCAACUCAAAGCGGCCCUGGGACUGACUCCCAGCAUAGUAAGCCCAAGUUUCGAGCCUCUUGCAGACGAUUGGUAUACGGUCGCUGACCGCUUUCGAUUCCAGAAUAUCAUCGACUCAAACCAGUCUGGUCGACUCGGUCACCAGCGACCUCUACCAUCGCUGCUUCAUCCAAAACCUCUCCCGCGCAUUUUCGCAGGAUUGCUAGCCUCCCUUGAGCCAUCUACCAGUCGGAGGUAUGUCCCAGCUUCUUAUUCUAACUCCCAUUCCACCGAUUUCCUUUUACUUUUUAGUGACUCGCUGUCGGGAGUAAUCGCAGGUCUAUCCCAAGGUUAUGGACGCACCCGCACUGAAGAAAAAAAGACGACUUUGUCCGAGCUGGCUAUCAGGAACUUGAGGUCGGACAAAACCUUUUCUCACGUAUGGCUCACCCUCCCGACACUCAAUUCCUCGUCAUAUCCCCAGCCAUGGGAGAGGGUCUUUGGACUACCGUCACACUUUACGCGAUAA